AGAGACUGAAGGUCAGUAGCCCACAACACUGCCAGUCCUCAAUCUUAUUCCAAGCAGAAUUCACUAAAACAGAGCUUGUGCCAGAGUGAUGGCUGUGCCUGUGAGGUGUGUGUUAUGUUCUCCUCUCCUGCCCCUGCCCCUGCUCCUACUGGCCUGCAGUGUCCUCACAGGCUUGGCAGCGAAAGUGUUCCUGGAACCCCAGAGGGCGUCUGGGCUGCUGAGGACCAGGAGGGCCAACUCCUUCCUGGAGGAGAUCCGUCCGGGGAACCUGGAGAGGGAGUGCUAUGAGGAGACCUGCAAUCAGGAGGAGGCCUUCGAGAUCUUCCAGACCAAAGAGAAGACGAUGGAAUUCUGGUACAAAUAUCAAGCUAUCAACUACUGCCGUUUCAACCCAUGCCUCAAUGGUGGCAUCUGUUCGGUUGACAGACACCAGUACCUGUGCCUGUGCCCCCCACGCUUUGAGGGCCAGAACUGUGAAACAGAGGUGUUUGACUGCGAGUAUAAGAACGGAGGCUGUCUGCACUACUGCAGCAACUGGGAUCGCACCACCAGCGUCAUCUGCAGCUGUGCUGAGGGAUACCAGCUGGACGAUGACGGGAAGGGCUGCAGUCCCACAGUGAAGUUCCCUUGUGGUAAGCAGUGGACUGGUCUCUCCUCCUACCACCACUACCGCUCCCUCGACUCCAAUGACACACAGGUCCUCACCCACACACCAAAGUCAAGUCACAACUCCACUCACCCAGACGCAAGCAACUCCACCACCCUGCAAGGGGUUAAUAAUAACUCAAACAGCACUGAGCAGGGCACUGUAAGGGAUGAUGGGUACUACUACGGGGACCUUGAGGAGCUGGAGGCCAACGACACACGCAUUGUUGGGGGCCUGCUGCAGAAGCAAGGAGGCAGCCCCUGGCAGGUUCUCCUCCGUAGGUCUAAUGGCUACGGCUUCUGUGGAGGGACGCUCAUCAACGAGCGCUGGGUGGUCACUGCUGCUCACUGUCUGGCGGAUGAGGCGCACCAUGUGACUAUAGGUGACUAUGACAAGAAGCGCCCGGACCCUGACGAGCAGAAGAUAGCAGUGGCCCACUCCAUAGCUCACCCGUUCUUCCACGAGUUCACCUUUGACAGCGACAUCGCUCUUCUGUACCUGGCUGAGCCAGUCACGUUUGGGCCGUAUGCCAUCCCGGCCUGCAUGCCGGACCCCAACCUGGCUCGUCAGCUGAUGCGGGACGGCACCAUGGGGCUGGCCACGGGCUGGGGGGCCACGCGCUACAGGGGCCGGUCCUCGCGGUUCCUCAGGAAAGUGGCGCUCCCGGUGGUGGAUCAGAUGAAGUGCAUGGCCUCCACAGAACAGAUCAUCACAGACAACAUGUUCUGCGCGGGGUUCCUGAACAGAGAGCAGGACGCCUGCUCCGGGGACAGUGGUGGGCCGUACGUGGUCAACUACAGGGACACCUGGUUCCUGGUGGGGGUGGUCAGCUGGGGGGAGAAAUGCGCCGCCGUGGGGAAAUACGGUGUGUACACACGCUUAGGAAACUACCUCAUAUGGAUACGGGAGACCAUAGCGGACCACGAAAGGAAAAUGAGACAGUCAUCAUCAUAGUCUCUUGUCUGAGUCUCUUAUUUAACAAAAUACCAGCACAAUUUACGUAUUCUUCUUUACAAUUCUUCUGGAAUGUUCCAAUUCUUCUUUACAGCUUUAGUAAAAAGCAAAAAUGAGUACACCCCUUUUGAAAAGUGACAUUUUGAACAAUAUUUCAAUAAUCACACAAGGUCAUAGGUGUGCACAGGUAGGGAUGAGGUGGUGCUAAAGCACCUACCCUUUGCCAUACUGGACAAAAUAAAUACCUUUUUUUGAAAGUUCAUUUUUUCCCAAGUUUUUUUGUUACAAUAUAUGUUGAUCCAUUUUGCCACCAUUAUCUAAAAAUGCGGUUAAUACUUAAUACAAUAUUUUUGGAACUGAUGACAUCAAAACUACAUGGCGUUAGAAAGAUGGGCUACUCCAGGCUACAGGAGUGCUGCUUGUGUUAGAGAACUGCAUUCCAUUGAUGGAAUAAUAAAUACAUACGUACAUGUAUUGCUCUAUGUAUAGCGAAGAUGUUACCAUCACGCCAUGUCCUCAUUGUGGGUCAUUUAACAAUUAACAAUUCAAAAUCAAAUAGUUACGUCAAGUUUCCUUUGAUCUUUCAGUUAAUUCUGAAUUAAGGCGUUUAAAUUACGUUUUCAAAGCGGAAUUAACAUUUAUUCAGAAACAAAGUGAGUUAAUUCGAAAUUAAAACCAUCAUGUAAACGUAGCCAUUGUGUUCUUUUCCAACAUGACACUGACCCUAAACACACACCUAUGGCAACUACUGAUCUGCAGGUGAGCAAUGUAUAGACCUGAUCUGAACUCAGUGUGAAUGUGAACAUCAAUGAGUUUUGAAGACACAAAUUGGCCAUCACUCUGGGGUGUACUCAUUUCUGCCACACCAUAAUAUCAGAGACUGACAUUUUCUUUUCCGUUUCUGUUUUUCAAAUAAUCUGUGUGCUUAUUGAAAUAUUAUUCAGAAUGUUACUCUUUACUCAUUAUGGCUGUGUACUGUAUUAUGCAUGUAGAGAACUAUAUUGAGUAUUGUAAAGCAUCAUUCAGGGGUGGGGAACCUCUGUCUGGAGGGCCGCUUGCGGCCCUUGAGGUCGUUUUAUCCAGUCCCCGAUAUGAUUUGCAGCUUCACAUGAAAUAUGGCAUAUUUUGUAAAGGAUUAUUAGAAAUUACAUUUUUGCAAUACAAUGAAGUUAAAUUCAGGGGUCCUAGAGAAGGUGGGACUGUUUUAAAAGGUAGCUGCCUUCAAUAUAGGCCUAAAGUGCAAGGGGAAAUCCUGAUUUGUGUUCAUAAUACCGCCCUCAGAGGACUUUUACGGCCCUCGGAUGAAUUUGAAUGAAAAAGGUUCCCCACCCCUGUUGUAAAGCAUCAUUCAGUCUACUUGGGUGCUAGAAAUAUCACACACACUAACAUUGUGUGUAAGAGUGUAACAGUUGUAAAAUCCCUGCAAUGGGAUGUAUACCCUUUUAAAUUAUGCCAGUUGUUACUUUUAAAUUAAAAAAAAUCCUAAUCUCUUUA
Engraulis encrasicolus (European anchovy) is the source of this 3094-nucleotide messenger RNA. RefSeq names its product coagulation factor IX. NCBI's taxonomy places the organism in Eukaryota, Metazoa, Chordata, Actinopteri, Clupeiformes, Engraulidae. The record is from RefSeq and is a predicted model, not a curated record. Gene Ontology annotation, molecular function: calcium ion binding; serine-type endopeptidase activity. Gene Ontology annotation, cellular component: extracellular region. Gene Ontology annotation, biological process: proteolysis; blood coagulation. The coding region runs from base 89 to 1600 and encodes 503 amino acids. The transcript is spliced from 10 exons.